Messenger RNA from Arctia plantaginis, 3993 nucleotides. The record is from the annotation of a GenBank genome assembly. NCBI's taxonomy places the organism in Eukaryota, Metazoa, Arthropoda, Insecta, Lepidoptera, Erebidae.
AUGGCAAAGUCAUCUAAUUCAUCACAGUCCCAAGCUUCUGCAGUGACAAAAAAUAUUUCUGCCAUGGAUAAAAAGAUCGUUGAGAGCAAGGAACAAUUAAACCAUGAGCCGGCUGCGGAGGAUGCAGAGCCGGAGCGUGGCAACUGGACUGGUCGCUUUGAUUUCCUCUUGUCAUUGCUGGGCUACAGCGUAGGUUUGGGAAAUGUAUGGAGAUUUCCGUAUCUGUGUUACAAUAACGGAGGAGGUGCAUUCCUGAUACCAUUUACAAUCAUGUUGAUAAUAGCGGGCUUACCUCUCAUGUUUAUGGAGUUGUCGUUUGGACAGUAUGCAGCUUUGGGACCCGUCGCCGUCUACAACAAGUUUUGUCCGCUCUUUCAAGGACUCGGUUACGGCAUGGCUGGUGAUGAUAUUUUAGAUUGCUAUUCUUACGAAGAAGCAGACGACUGUGAUGUGAGUAAUGGCACCUAUUACCUAAGACAGUGCUAUAACCAAACCUACUCUGAAGCUAACAAUAUCGUGGAAUUAGCGAAGACUGCAUUGAGGCGCCCUCCGGCUGAGGAAUACUUCACAAAUCAAGUUCUGGGAUUAUCAUCAGGAAUUGAAGAAACAGGCCACAUUCGUUUCCAAAUGGCUGUAUGUUUAUUUGCAGCCUGGUUGAUCGUAUUUCUUUGCUUGUGUAAAGGAGUUCAAUCUUCUGGCAAGGUAUGGGGCGACGCGGCAGUUCAAAUAUUUUUUGCAUUAAGUCCAGCUUGGGGUGGUCUUAUAACGUUAUCUUCUUAUAACAAGUUUUCUAAUAACUGCUACAUUGAUUCAUUGAUUGUGGCCGUAUCCAACAUAGCAACAUCAUUCUUCGCUGGUCUUGUUAUAUUUUCUGUAAUAGGAUUCCUGGCUCACGAGCUUAAUGUAAGUGUCGAUCGAGUGGUCGAUCAAGGGGCAGGACUUGCUUUCAUCGUAUAUCCUGAGGUGGUCACCAGACUACCGGUUUCGCCACUGUGGUCUAUAUUGUUCUUUGUCAUGUUACUGACUCUUGGCUUGGACUCACAGUUUGCACUCAUGGAGACCGUUACAACAGCUAUACUGGACCGAUUUCCAAAUUAUCGACAAAAGAAAGUCUGGGUUGUAUUUUUUGUUGCUGUUUUUGGCUAUCUUGGAGGACUCAUUUUCACAACUAACAGUGGAAUGUACUGGCUACAGCUAAUGGACAAGUACGCAGCGAACUGGUCUGUUUUGAUCAUAGCAAUCGGGGAGUGUAUUCUAAUAGCCUGGAUAUACGGAGCCGAGAAGUUUUGUCGUGACAUUCAGAGCAUGAUAGGCCCCCAAACCAAAUUGUGGGUUUUCUUCUGGAGUGCAAUGUGGCGAGUAAUUACACCCGCUGCUCUGGUGUUUAUACUAGUUUUCAACUGGAUCGAGUACCGGCCAGCUUCGUAUGGGAGCUACGUAUAUCCUAUGUGGGCGGACGCUAUAGGCUGGACCCUCGGCGUACUGCCUGUCGUUGUAGUCGUAUUGAUGGCCAUUGAUCAGAUCUGUAGUGGACCUGAUGAUCUCACUAUUAUGGAGACAUCUCAAGACGGCGGUGAUACUACUUCAAUUACAAGUGGAGUAGAAAAUGAAAUUAAAAAGACCGGGGCAAUAAUUAAAACUAAACGGAACUCGAUCAAACGGAAGGUCCAGAGUCUUAGUCACGAAUCUGAUGAUGCAGUUGUAGAACCUCUACUGCAAAAAGAUAAAGAGAAGACAGAUACGAUAAACCAAAGUGCCAAAUAUAAUUUGUUACCCAAAACUAAGACUGACUUUAAAAAUGAAAGGGAAAGUGAUAAGACAAAACUGUUAAAAGAGGAUAAAAAGCAAGAUUCAUUAAUGUCUGACACUCAAAACGAAGUUAACGCAAUUACGCCGACUCUUAGCUCAAAUACGAUGCCAAAAUAUACAGGCGGAGAUGAACCACUCCAUAAUCACAUGAAUACAAAUGUGUUUAACAGCCCUGAUACUUUGAAGGGUUUACUUACAUCAAAAACCCAAGUUCUUGUUGAAAUUGAUGCCAGUAAAAAAAGUGGAAUUAGUCCGAGUCCUUUGAUUUUUACAACGGCUAAAAUACACUCAAACGAUAAAACAAAACACAUGGAACCACUUCAAGUUACACCAGUACCAAUAUUAACAACAAUAGAAGUGAGUAUUAAAGGUGCAAAAAAUAGCAGUGGUGAACCAUCUGGAACUGUUACUUCGAAUGUGAGCACAGUUCCCUGUAACAUGACAAAUAGCAAUAAAAAUAUUCCAGAAAAAAAACAGAACCUUAAAACUUCUACGUUUGUGCCAGAACCAACAAGUAAAAUCAUUGACAUUAAAGAAUUAACUGAUAAAAACAAACUUACACAAAAUAAUAAAGCAAUAGCUAAUGAAUCUACAGUAAUGAAAGAUUUUAAAAUAGGAUCCAAAUUACCCUCAAAUAGUGUGAAAGAUACGCCUUUAAGAGACGUUAAUAAUAUGAAUAAUAAAGAGGAAAAUGUAAGUGCUGAAAAACUUACAAAAGUAUCUUUACGUCAAGGUUUGGGUAGUUCCACUUCAGAUGAAAUAAAAUCAACAAUACCAAGUGCCGUUUGUAAAUCAAUAAAUACACCAGUUACUGCGCAAGCUAGUUCUUCAAACUAUGAUAUUAAACAAAUUCCUAAUGAUAAAACUGCCCAGACAACGAAAAUGGAUAAAACCAAUGUUUUUAAAAUUUCACAGCCAGAGACAGAUUUUAAUAAAAAUAUAACGUCUCGUGAUAAUUGUACACCACGUCAAUCCAAUAAAUCCGAAACUACUUAUCAGGACAAACUUGCGAGUAAUGCCUCUACUAGUAGCAAACACCUACAACGUCAAAAAUAUGCAAUUGAUAAGGAGGACUCUACAUCUAAAUUACAAUGUAUUGACAAAAAUCCGUCUCCACCUACGUCUAAGAUCGUAAUAAAACCUCAUGAUAUUGGCACAUCUAUCACAAAAUCAGCAACACUUAUUCAAUCUUCUGCGAAUGAUAUAAAUAGUAAGAAUAGUAAAACGAAUUUGCCGAAAUCAACUGCCAAUGAUGUCCACAUCACUAGUCCUAUUAGUAAUAAACUGCCUUCUUCUGGGAAUGUGACAUCUGCCAACAAAACAGCUACAUCGAACUCUUUCAAACCCAUUAUGUCACCACAUAAUAUUCCAUCAUCGGAGUCAAAAACGCCAAUAGCAAAAGUUACUGAAAUCCCAACUACGUUAGUUGCACAGAAUGAGACAAUAGCAAAACCUUCAUCGAAUGAUAUGAUAACAAUUGGAAUAGGUAACAAAACUACUGAUAGUAAUUUACCUUCAAAACCUCAAACAAGUAUAAAACCUCUAAUUGCCGUUCCAUCCUCUGCGAAGAUCAUAAAAGUGCCAAUGGUCGAUAUUCCCACAACAUUGCCAAAUCAAGCUGUUACGAAUAUAAAUAUUACCAAUAUCCCAUCUGCAUCCUCAAGUACAUUAACUGAAACCAUCGUAAAUAAUCCAUCCGUCAGUCCUGCAAAGGCUCCUCCAGUAUCAACAACUAUAGCCAAAACUCUUUCUUCACCAGCCUGCACUAUUAAUUCUUUAUCCACAAUUAGUGCUAAAGCUUCUCCUGUAUAUAUUAGUGAUACAAAGAAUUCCUCAUUACCAGCAACAUCAGCUAUGGUUUCUAAAGCAAAAACGACUACUGUGACUACAACCACUAUAAACACUCCUCCUUUAUUAACAAAUACGCCAAAGAAUUCUACAGGAUUAAAAGGUACUGCAAAGGCUUUUCCAGUAUCUACCACAAUUGCAAUGGUUACUAGUGCAUCAAUUCCAACUGACAAGACUUCAAAAACACCAACAACAAGUGAUGGAAGUCAUCAAGUAACAUCAAGUUCAGUACUCACAUCUGUAACUCCAGCACCUACAGAUUCAACAUCAAAGGCACUGCCAUCGCAUAAGAGAAGUCAAGAACUUACUAACGGUAACAAAAGUUUGAAUGCUUAA